CCGGCCCGGGACGGGGCGGGGCGGGACCGGCGGUACCGACCCGGCCGCGGCCCCACAGUCCCGCCAUGUUCAACGUGGAGAGCCUGGAGCGCGCCGAGCUCGGCGAGAGCCUGCUCACCUGGAUCCAGACAUUUAAUGUUGAGGCACCAUGCCAGACCGUGGAAGAUUUAACGAGUGGGGUUGUGAUGGCCCAGGUCCUUCAAAAAAUAGAUCCAGCUUAUUUUGAUGAAAAUUGGCUGAACAGAAUCAAAACAGAAGUGGGAGAUAAUUGGAGGCUAAAGGUAAGCAACCUGAAGAAAAUUUUAAAAGGAAUACUGGAUUACAACCAUGAGAUUCUAGGGCAGCAGAUAAAUGACUUCACCCUUCCUGAUGUUAACCUGAUUGGAGAACAUGCUGAUGCUGCGGAGCUUGGGAGAAUGCUUCAACUAAUUUUGGGAUGUGCAGUGAAUUGUGAACAGAAGCAAGAGUACAUCCAGACCAUAAUGAUGAUGGAAGAAUCAGUUCAACAUGUUGUCAUGACAGCCAUUCAGGAGUUGAUGAGUAAAGAGUCUCCAGUCUCUGUUGGAAAUGAUGCUUACAUUGACCUUGAUCGGCAGCUGAAGAAAACUACAGAAGAAUUAAAUGAAGCGCUUGCAACAAAAGAAGAAAUUGCCCAGAGAUGUCAUGAGUUAGAUAUGCAGGUUGCAGCCCUCCAAGAGGAGAAGAGCAGCCUGCUUGCUGAGAACCAGAUUUUGAUGGAACGUUUAAAUCAGUCUGAUUCCAUUGAAGAUCCCAACAGUCCUGCAGGUCGUAGACACCUGCAGCUGCAGACACAACUAGAACAGCUCCAAGAGGAAACAUUUAGAUUAGAAGCUGCAAAAGAUGACUAUCGAAUACGCUGUGAGGAACUAGAAAAGGAAAUUGCGGAAUUGAGACAACAAACUGAAGAGCUUACUACACUGGCAGAGGAGGCUCAGUCUUUGAAGGAUGAGAUAGAUGUACUCAGGCAUUCUUCUGAUAAAGUAGCCAAGUUAGAAAGCCAAGUAGAGUCAUACAAAAAGAAAUUGGAGGACCUGGGUGAUUUGCGGCGGCAAGUGAAGCUUUUAGAAGAGAAGAAUACAAUGUACAUGCAAAAUACUGUGAGCCUGGAGGAAGAACUAAGGAAGGCCAACGCAGCACGCAGUCAGCUGGAAACAUACAAGAGACAGGCAGUUGAACUACAAAACAGGUUAUCUGAAGAAUCCAAGAAAGCUGAUAAAUUAGAUUAUGAAUGCAAACGACUGAAAGAAAAAGUAGACAGCCUCCAAAAAGAAAAAGAUAGAUUAAGAACAGAAAGGGAUUCUUUGAAGGAAACUAUUGAAGAACUUAGAUGUGUACAAGCUCAGGAGGGUCAACUCACCACUACAGGAUUGAUGCCUCUGGGAGGACAAGAACCUUCAGACAGUUUAGCAGCAGAAAUCAUUACUCCUGAAAUAAAGGAGAAACUCAUCCGCCUUCAACAUGAGAACAAGAUGUUAAAAUUGAACCAAGAAGGUUCUGACAAUGAGAAGAUUGCCUUGUUGCAGAGCCUUCUUGAUGAUGCAAACUUAAGGAAGAAUGAACUGGAGACAGAAAACAGAUUGGUAAAUCAGAGGCUUCUGGAAGUACAGUCCCAGGUUGAAGAACUACAAAAAUCUUUGCAGGAUCAAGGUUCAAAAGCUGAAGAUUCAGUUCUUCUGAAGAAGAAACUUGAAGAACAUCUAGAGAAGCUCCACGAAGCCAACAAUGAGCUACAGAAGAAACGAGCUAUCAUUGAAGAUUUGGAACCAAGAUGCAACAACAGUUCACUUAAAAUUGAGGAAUUGCAAGAAGCUCUACGGAAAAAGGAGGAGGAAAUGAAACAAAUGGAAGAACGAUACAAAAAAUAUUUGGAAAAGGCCAAGAGUGUCAUCCGCACAUUAGAUCCUAAACAGAACCAGGGUGCUGCUCCAGAGAUUCAGGCACUGAAAAAUCAGUUGCAGGAGCGGGACAGAAUGCUUCAUUCGCUGGAGAAAGAGUAUGAGAAAACAAAAAGUCAAAGAGAAAUGGAGGAGAAAUAUAUUGUUAGUGCCUGGUACAACAUGGGGAUGACUCUGCACAAAAAAGCAGCAGAAGACAGACUGGCUAGUACAGGCUCAGGACAGUCCUUCCUGGCUAGACAAAGGCAAGCCACGAGCACAAGGAGAUCUUACCCUGGUCAUGUCCAGCCAGCAACAGCAAGGUAGAGAAGCCUUGCCCUUAGAAAAACUGCCCUGUGAUCCAGGCCACUUCUAUUGCAAGUGACAACAUUCAAGGAAAAUAAACCAGCAUCCUUUCUCUUUCUCCCUUGUUACUGCUAUUAUUUUCCAUUCAGGAAAGGGUUAUAUUAUGCUUUCUCAUUGCUCUGUUAUGCCCCUUGCUUAUAUUUUUUGGAGUUCGUUUCUCUCUGCAUUUUCUGAAUGUGCCAAAAUUUUGAAAACAUCUAGAGGAGUGUUGUAUAAUAACAGUCUUAUUUGUAUGAAGCCUGGUCUCUUACAAAAAACUCAUGUGGACCAUAUGACAAUGUAGAUUUCUUAUCACAGUUGGUACUUUUGUGCCUGUAAGGGUUGUUAUGCUUUAUGAGACUGUUUUUUGUUCAAAGGGAAUUGCUUUUUAUUUCAUCUCCUAUUCUGUUGCUUCAGAAAAAUGCUGAAAUCUCAUUACAGAAAUGCAAAGUUGGAUUAUAAUAUUGUGACAUAUAUUUCAUGCUAAAAAAUCACCAAUGCAAAAAAGAAAGAUUGGGGAUUUUUUUCAUCUCCUAAGUUCAAAGUUUGCUCUUAUUCUUGGCAUUUAGGGAAGCAGGAUGAUCUUUUUCCAGGUUUUUCUUUAUCAACUGGUAUUACCUCUUUUGCUGGUAGAGAUUAAUAUUUUCAAAUGGUUUAUUCCACUCUUUGUCGAGCAGGUGCUUAAAUACAUAUCCUAAAAAGGUAGAGAAAUAUUUAGGAUGUGCUAAUCUGCUAUUCCAUCAUCCAUUUAAAAAGGACAUUUGUUUUAAAAUUUUAUGAUUAUGGAUGAACAAUAUGUAAUGGAUCAAGGCCCCAGUUAAUAUUGUUAAUGUACUUCAGUUGUCAUCCCCUACCAAAAGACUUGCUUUUAAUAUAUUGAUUCAGGGUAUAAUUGUAUCAGUUGCCUUACUAAUGGUACCAGUGCCUUCAGGUGAGUUUAUUGCUGACUUUGUUGGAAACUGGCUGUGAUUUGUUGUGCUGCCUUUUUAGUGCAUAGCUGAUUAAUUGUUGUAACACCUUCCUGUUGAUCAAUGGAUGGAGGCUCCUCCUAUUUAGGUUCUGUUCUUACAAAGUUUUGCUUUUUUUCCUGACCAAUUCUAUGCAUUCCCUAUCAUUUUUGUCAAAGAAUUGAUGGACACAGAGAACAUGAGCAUUGGCUGGAAGUUUAGUAUUUAUACAUUUUGUUGUAAUUCAGUUUUAAAUUUAGAGACUGGUUUUAAAUUUAGGUUUUUAUUUAGAGACUGUUUGGACUCUAAUGCACAGGCAGUCCAUUUUUAAAUUUAUUUUGUCACCUGAUUGUAAUGCCCUUCUAAGUGGAGAUGUUUCUUUUUACAUAAAUCCCUUUAGAGAAAAGAUACUAGCAUUUAUCAAUCAUCUGAUUGUCUAUUUUAAUUCAAACUUGGGUAGAAUGAGCAAUGGAUAAUUAAAACAAGCACUCCUAGAUUAAAAGGUAAUAAAAAGAAUGACAUUUUUAGGUACUAUUGGUUUAUCCUCAAGUGCAUCAUCUGUUUUAAUCUGGGCUAAGAAAUGCAUUCAGUAUGUGUCUGAAAAAUAUUUUCAGUUCCAGUUAUGCCCACACACACACACACCCCCCUAUGCACUCCACCCAGAAAACAGAUGCUGAAUUCUACAUAUAGUUUUAAAUUUUAUUCCUCACAUUUAGGAAAAAAUGGUUUUCUAAAACUUUUCUGUACUUAUGCAGUAUAUAACUGGUAUGGGCUUGCAAAAAUGACAUGAGACUUGGCCAGUUUCUUGUGUGCAGAAAGAUAACAAUGCAAAGGAAGUUGCAGAUAAUUUCUGUAGUUCAGUGAGGUGAUAUGCUCAAUCUGCUGUCUCUUACUGAGAUACAAAAUGCUCUUUAUACAAAAUGCUUUCUGUACUCAUCUAGAUGAUUACAGUUGAUGUGCGAUAGCUUUUACUGAUUUUGUUGUGCAAUCAAUUUUAAUAACUUGAAGAACUCUUUACUAUAUGCUGUAUGUGAACAGGAGCAAGACCAGUCCUCAAGGGGAAUUUGAUGUUCCUGCUUGAGGUUACAGCAUUUUAUAUCACCCAGAACAAGAACCUAAGAAUACCUAAAGCUCUAUUGUAAUUUUUUCAUUUUAAUCUAGCUAAUUUUUCUGUUACAAAACUGCCAAGGGCUAUUCGUGAAAGAAAGGGAUGGAACCUUAAUGGGAAGUUUUUUCUCUCAAUUUUGUCUGGUAAUCUAAUUACUUAUUGCUGUUAUUUAGGUGCAGAUCUAAAAGAACUUGAACACAAUCAGCACACUAGAAUAAAAGUAAUAGCUUUUGUAAUUAUUAUGUUAAUAUUUGUUUUACUGUUUUGCCUCCAAAGUUUUGAGGACAGGCUAAUGCCACUGAGGGUUAGGAGAUGAACAGAUGCUGGUUAGAAGCCUUGUCUUAGGCUUUUACUUUCCAGUCUCUCAUAGCUUCUUUUGCUUCUUGGUGGUUGUUGGCUUUUCUCCUCUUUGUGAGUCUGUCUUUCCUUUUCCCUUGAAGAUAAGACACUGAAGUGUUUUCUGUAGUUCUCUUCAAAAAUAGAUAGCAUCAUUAUAUAGCAUCAGAGAUCAACACAAAACUCAUAUUGCAUCUGAGCUUUAUUAUUGCCCGUAGUAAUUGUUAGGCAAGUGAACAAUCAUUUUGUCUUUGAGAAUUUACAAACAUGCAGAAAUUCUGAUAUUUCCCAGAAUUUGUGCUGAAUAUAAAAGCCUAAAAAUGUACUGCAGUCUUUAAGAAGUAUACUCUGUUGCUGUCUGGUUCUAGUAAGUCAUUUGUUAUGUCUUCUAUUAGUAGUUAAGAGGAGUUCAAUCCUUUUUUCUUCAGUGCUUUACUUCUUUAAUUUGCUGCAUACAUCCAUUCUUAGUCUCUGUGUGUGGAUGAAUGCAGGUGGUGAACAUCAUUAAACCUCUUUCACAAGAGCUCCUUCUUUAUUCAAAGGUUUCAGCUUCAUUAUUUUGCUUGCUUGUUACGUAUCUUUGUAAUCAGUGUGUAUUAAGAAAAAGAAGGAGCUCAGACUGUGGCUCCAGGGAGUCAAAUACAUGCACAGGGGAGCUACCAGUGUAUGUUCCCUAUUUGUCUUACCUUGAGUAAUUAAAGAAUAUAAGCAAAAGCCCCAGCCUAUGGAGCAGAAUUCUUUCAGUACAUUACAUAGUUCUGAGAAGUUUUUAGGAAUACUUUCUUCCCCGGAGGCAAGAAAGACUAUUUACAUCAAAAUUGUAGUGGUAAUGACUAAGCCAAUGCUGUAUCCUGUCCUGACACCACAGAAAAAAGGCCCCACAACUGAGCUUAAAGAGAAAAGGUUCUCCAGAUCAGAGGUAAAACAGCUGAGGAAUUCAUGAGAGUACUUCUCUGGGCACUGUGCUGAGGAUCUGCCCAGAAUAAUCUUUCUUACAGAUUUUAAUUAAUGACAAUAAAAGAUAGCAGAUAAAUGGGGGUUUUUAGGAUAAAUAUUUUCACUGUUUAGAGCUGAAGCUUAGUUCCUGACCUAAAAGGAUGAUGGGUUCAGAUGUGCAGUCCAGGUCAUGUACUUUUGUGGAGAGUUGAGUUUUUAGCAUUUCCAGUCAGACAUGAGAGAAAAAAAAGAUUCACGUUCCCUCUUUUCUUGAUAGCCACUUGGAUCAUAACAUGUAUUUUCUAAGUGCUGUGAAAACUGAAGUAAUUUAAUUUAAAGGCUGUGUGUUCCAUCCACAGUGCAAAGGUGUCUCCCCGAGAAAAAAGUGCAGCCAGAGGCUGCACUCCUCUCCCGACUUCAGCCACUUUCUUUUGUCUUUGUUAAGUAUCCAUCCCAUAAGUAUGCAUAAGUACCCAGUAGUUAGUUUCUUAGCAACUUACUGGGAAAAAAUCCAUAAGUAAAAGAAAAAAAACGAAAGAAACUCAACCCCCCAAAAAAGGUAAACACACAUACAACUUUGCAUAUACAAAAUGAAGGAAAUAUCUAAUGGCUACAUGAUGCCUUUUAUUUUGUUUGGAAAUAAUCAAAUGGCAACCUUGUCCUGUUCAAGUGUCAUUCGUAUUAGCAGCAAUGCUUCUACAGCCUCAAGUUUUUUGUGGCUCUCUGUUCUGUGAGGAGCACUGGCAUUUUUAUAUGUGUAUGAAAGAAUGAACCAUGAGUAUUCCUAGUACUGCUUUAUUAUGAUCUCAAACAGAAAGUGGUAUGUGUAAGCUUUCAAGAAAAUUUCAAAGUUUUUUGCAAUUUUAAAGUCCUUGGUAUUUCGACUUGUGCAAAUAGCUUUUACUUUUCCUGUGUUCCCUAAUAUAUGAGACUAUACACUUAACAGCUUCCUGAAUGAUUUUGAGUGAGUUUAAUUUUCCCGAUAUGUUGACAUUUUGUGUGACUUGAUAGUUGUAAGAUAUUUUAAUGUCACCACUUGAUUUUCUUCUUCUUAGUGAUUUGGAGGGAGACUACCCUGAAUGUGGAUAACUUACCUUUUUCUUAUGAAGCAAAACAGUAUUUCAGUUUUACUUGCUGUAUAGUGAUAUCUUUUAUUCUUGCCCAACAUAUUGACUUUUUGCAAGGAUUGAUGAGGGAGGUAUUUUUGCACUCAGUCAGCUAUGCAAUAUUGACUUCUUAUGGGGUUUGCACAUGUGUUUUAGGUAGAAUGUGGACUCUGUGUUUUGCAGUAAGAUUGUACUGAUAAACUUCAGUAUCUCCUAACCAAAUUUAGCAGGCAUUUCUCUCAGCUGGCAUUGCAUAAAUAAAUAGCUAAAAGGAUCUAUCAGGUUAUACUUCCAGGUGGUGAGGGUUUUUGGAGCAAAUGUCAUAUUCUAGGUAGGAUCCUAGCCAUGCCUCCAGUUUGUCACUCUUAAGGAAUCAAGAACAUAUCCUGUCAUGGCUGAUUGGAUUUCCUUAGUCCUGUGGUCCUCCUUCCCUCUGGAAGUCCGGAAAAGUAGCAGAAGUUUGUCAGUGAUCCUGCAGGCUGUGACUAACAAUAAGGUGUGAUUUCUUUGGUCUGAAAAUGGAGGAAACAGAUGCAAGCAACUAGUCAGUACAAAAAUGAGAAGAGCAUUCUUUCAGCAUCUUGCAUUUGGUUUCAAUUCAAAAUGAAUGAUGAAGAACCUGAGCUUUUUCAGCUAGAAAGAAGAUUUUUAUCUUUUUAAUUCAAUUUUAGUUUUAAUUGAGUAACUGUUAGAGAUUUUACCCCAUCUAUAAGGCAGAAGCUGUCAUUAUCAGUCACCACAACCUCAGACUUCCUGCAUCUGGUACAGUGAAACCCUGUAAAGAUUUACUCUGCUACCAGCUCCAUUGAACCAUUUGGAGACAUUGAGGACUUAGCUGGUUUCAUCCUGUUUUUCUUUGAUUUUUUUUUUGUAUUCAUAAAGAUACUGGAAUAUAAAGUUCAUUUUUAAAAUGUGUCAGCUCAUUGAAUUAGGCAGUGAAUGAAUGUUGACUGGAGGGCUCUAGGAAACUUGACAAAUCAUACUAUCCUGUGGGGCACUGAGACAGCACCUGACAGUGCAGUCAAGACAGCUUCCCAGACGAAUUGUCCUGGUGUCAGAUGGUAGUCAGUGGAUCAGUAGGAGCUAGUCCUGACUGCUCUAAGUGGAGUCCUCAUCUGCUGCAGGAUGGUAUUGCUGUCAGCUUCACUGUGAUCCAGAUUCCAUCUUCACCUUUGGGCCUUGCCAAGGUCGUGCAGGACUACCCUGAAGGAUAUUUCUGCAUUAGUUGGCUUUGGUGGCAAAUCAUGAGUUUGCUCUGUUGCUGUUUGCUGUGCAUGUAAAGUCGUUUGGAAAAUUGCAUAUCUUUGUCUCCUUUGCAUUUGGUGUCAUUUCCGGACUGAAAAUAGAUUCCAUUUGUCAGAUAAAAAUUUCUUGUGGCUGUCUUGCUGCUAUGGGUCUCAGAGACUGAUCCAUACAACAUGAAAAAUGCUGCUAGUAGAGGGAGAUACAGGUCAGUUGGGGAGCCUUUCCUUUCUGGUGCUGACUAUUAAUUGGUUUGCAUUAGAGAGGUCCUUCACAAUCAGAUGAGAUGAUUUCAGAAAGAGGAACAGUGGUUGUUUUAAUUGUUAAAAAAGCAGAGAUUUGUCAGCACUGAAGAACUGCUAACUACUGUAGCAUGGCACAAAUCUGAAACUACAAAAGCAAGUAUUCCCACUUGGUAUAGAUUACAGUAUAGAGGUAUAGAGUAGUUUAUUCUGGAAAUGGGAAUUGAAUCCCUAAUGAUUAUACAUAACUUGAAGAGAAAAGAGCUAACAUAAAAGUCCAGUGGUUAGCAUGCUCAUGUUGUUAACCUGAUCAUGAAAGUGGACGGAAUUUUAAGAGAAAAUUCCCAGUGGUUUAGUAUUUAUGGCGUUAUAAAAUACUUGCAAUGAGAUCGUCAGACUUUUGACUUGGAUUUGAAUGUAAAAUCAGCUAUAUAAUUUAAAAUAUUGUAAAGCACAGGUUAUUGUUCACAGCCACAAAAGGUUAGUAAGCUGGAGAGUAAACGUAUUUCCUGGAGGCAUCAGUGGUUUUGAGAGCAAUUUUAAAGCUUUUGUUUGGCAUUAUCAGUAAAGUCUCAGAAUAAUUAUAAGCAUUACAUUAUAAGGUCACAAUUUUUAAAAUUUAUAAUCUGCCUUGUAUUCUCUGUGUCACUCUCUAAGAUGCUGCAGAUGCAGUGACAGGUUAUGCUCAGUGAAUUUACCCUCACAUCUUGCAUUUAUGUUUUCUAUUAUGUCUUGCUACCUCAACAGGUGGCUUUAAAAUAGAGAAAUUGGCAGACAACUAUUUUUAGAACAUGGUAAGAAUUUCUAGUCAGGAAAGGGCACUUACAGAUGAAUUUUUACAUCCUUGAAAGUUAGUACAGUGUCCUGAGUUUACAAGACCUCUCAAAAGUACUAUUGACUCAAAGAGAAGCCUGAAGUGUCACUUCUGUGUAUGUGCAAAAUGCACUUGGAGGACACUUGAAGUGCUACUAAAUAGUAAGUUUGAGCUCAAUAAUAGCCAGAGGGUUGACUGAAGGAAUACAUUGUAUUCAUUUAUACACAAUAGAAUAGGUACAUGCUUAUGUAGAUUGAACUUUUAAUUUUUUUAUAGAGCAACUACAGUGAUCUUCAUAUUAAUCUUGAACUGUGUAACUUUUUGCACCAAGCAGUGCCAAGCAAACUUAAAAGACAAUGAUUGCUCAAAAUACACACCCUCAAGAUCUUUGAAUGUGUUAAUUUUUUUUUUACUCCAUUUGAUAUGUGUCUCUGUGUUUCUAUUUGUUUUUCUAUUAUGGUUAGUAUUCUGAGUGGAUGAAUGAGAAGGGAAGAAAGAGGGAUACACAAGCUACAGGACUUGUAGCAUAAACACUCUUUUUUAUCUCUUUAACCUGGGUUGUCCCAUCACAAGAAGCAUUCUUAGAAUAAUUUUUGACUAGUGCAAUACAGAGGAGAAGGAAGUGGGGAAACAGGCUCUAAUUUCUCUUUGGUGAAGCCAAUUUGCUCUUUUGCAAUAUGAAAACAAAAAUGCCUCUGUAGUGCUGUGCCAGUGCUGUGUAAGGAUAUCUCUGUUACCUGGGGAAGCAGCUGUGUCAGUAAAGCAUCCCAUUCCAGUUACACUGGAAGGUUCACAGGAAAAAGGGUGCGUCAGUGAGGAUGGAGUACUGUGCCAACCUCUCUGAUUCUCUUCCAAACUUAGAUUCCCUUCCUCAGUAUUGUGGUAUGCUCUCUUGACUGUUCACUGACUCUGACUCAGCUUACUUUAGCAAGAACAUGUCAUUUUCUGGCAAUUCAGACCUGUAUUUGCAGGCCAGAGAUAGAGCUUGCCAGUGCAGUGGGGCAGUGAUGCUGAGCCUCAUGCACUGGAUGAGCUCUGAUGAAAUUUAAAUGCCUUCAGUGGAGCUCAGAGCUCACGACAGUUGAUGUGACUCUGAUUGUCUUCUAGCAUGUAAACACAUGCAGAAUUGGGUGGGCACCUUUCACUUCAUCUUGCUUUAACAGUUGUACUCACAGACAGCAGGAAUUCCUGAGACUUGCUCAUUGCUGUGUAAACUUACUUCCCAUAGCUUUAUUAGUCCAGAAUGGUGCCCUGAAGAAUUUUACUCAGAAGUGUGUGAAGUUUAAUUACAGCUAAACUUAGAUAUUGACCAAGGCUAUUUUGUUGCUUUUCCAAUUAUUGGCCUAUAACCUUCCUGCUAAUUUGAACAGUUGCUUGGCAAAGGUAUUUUCCCCGUGAAUUUGCACAACUCUUAAGUAGAGGUGGCCUUACUAAACUGCUUUGAAAAAGACCUGUUCUGUUCUCUGUUUUGGUUUUUUUUGGCUUUUGGGUUUUUUUUUUCAACAGUAAUAUGUUAUCUGCUUUUUAACUUUCUUCUUUAUUCUUUUAUUUGCAGUGAUGUGGUUGCAUGACCUGCAGCAUUAUUAUAACAGGGACUGUUCAGUGCAUGACUUGCUUUUCUGUCCAGACUGCAUAACCAAAACUUAACCAGUUCUACACUUAAGACUCAUGGCCAUCUGAUUUCAAAGGGGGAUCUACUUGCAGAGAAGUUUACCAUCCUGGGGAGCUUUCCCAUUUCCCACUUCCACUUACUCUUUCUCUUCACAAAAAGUCUCCUAUGAGGCUAGAAGAGAGGAAAUCCUGUGUUCACAACUCAACAGGAGGCGUUCUGCAAAGUGACAGAGCAGUGUCAGCUCUCCAUCUUACUUCCGCCUGUCCACUUUAUUUAAUUCUGAUUAACAGUAUUAACACACAGACUUCCUGCAACAUUUUCAUAUACCGAACUAUAAAAAUCUAGUCUUAACGAGUUCCUAAAAAAGGCCUUUUGGUUACUGUUAAAAUUUCAAAGCACCCGCACCCUUAAAGGAUCCACUUUGAAUCUUUAAACAAUUAAAGUAAAGCGAAGGAGGUGUUUUACAAGGAGAAAUGACUAAUGAAUUGCUGCUUGGCGAUCCCAACUUCCUUAGAAAACCAAGCAAGUUUCAUCUGAUAAUCUCCGAGCCAGGCAAACUACCGGGUGGUAUUUUGUUCACAGGCGCUGCCUGCUUCCUUAAUAUGUAUAUACACAGUAGCUUGUGGCUGUUGUAUUUUUAUCUCUACAUUUGAGCUGUGUUGUUGGUUUCUUUCGGAAACUUUUUUUUCCAAUCUGUGUACAAUUGUUAAAACAAUCUGAGGAAAGACCAUGAAUGGAGAUAAGUAUGAAAGGCAUCUAUACUUUCAGUAUUAUGCAGACUGUCCUUGCCAGUUUAUAAUUUGGAUCGUUUAUCUUUCACCUGUACUGGUUUUUUCCUUUCUUUUCUUCUUUCUCUUGUCACAGUCUUGGCUAUUUAAUUUCCAAUUGCACUAGCUUGGCUGUUUCUUUGUAUUUUGAAGUUUAGAUAUAAGAUUUGCCAUAUGUAGACAGUGUAACUCAAAAUGCUUUGUACUGCCUAUAUUAAUUUAAAAAGCUGCUUAUUUAAUAUUCCUAAAUAUCUGCACAUUUGUACUACUGUAUCUUUGUUUUGUAUUGGACAUCCAGUACUGGCAAGAUUCAGAAGACAAGGGAGUGCUGUAGUGUUGUAAGUUAAGAGGUUUAUUGUAUAGGAGUUAGUACAUAACAAACAGGGAAAGGGGCUUUCAAGCCAUAGGAUUUGCUGGAAAAACUGAAAAGUCCGAAUGCUGCAUCCCGUAAGAGGUUUGAUUUAAAUCCAGUUAAAGAGAAACCCCGUUCUUGCUCACCUGGAUCUUAAUCCUGGCGGAAAUAUUGAUACGAACUGUGCUGCCUCCAGGAAUAGUUUUACUUACUUGGGCGGUGGGAGAGCCUCCAGCCCUGCUUGCGGUGGGAGCACGCGCACGCUGAAGCAGCGUUGUGUCCUCUUGUCUCUGCAGUCUCUUCUGGUCACACACACAGUGCCUGCCUCGUCCCUGGCCCUCAGGUGGGCUUUGACAGAGCCACACCUUGGGCACAGAGACACCUGCUUGUGUCCAGUCCUCAGGGAUCCUGAUCCCACAGUGUCCGUGGCCUUGUGCAGAAUGACGAGGACAAAGGACAGAUGUGUGCCCCACCCGAGCAUGGUGGUCUGUGCUGCCUGGCAAAGGGAUGGGCAGGUAGGAGCGGACUCCAAGCAGGCCAGGCAGCAAAGUGAAGGCUAAAACUAGGAUCCCAGUGAGAGCUGUGGUGUUUUCCCUUCUGGAUACUGUAUCAGGUGCUGUGGCUACCGGGUGCUCUGGCUGACAGCUGUCCGUAAAGGCUUCAGAUGGGGAUAUAUGUCUUUCCUGGUCCACCAGGGCCAGGGACAGUGAAGUCUUACGUGCCCUGCAGCCAGGAUCUGGGGUUUAGUGAUAACGAGUCAAGUACUCAUGCAGCAGAGGCAGCAGCAUUUCAUCAGACUGAGUGCAGCAGAGAGCUGAAGGAUUUGUGUCUUUCCAGGUCCUAGCCAUUGAUCCCUUGUUAUGUGUCAGGGCAAGCGUUACUAGUAAAACUUCUUUUAGCUGGGUGUUAAAGGCAUGGUAUGUUUUUCAUUUGCUAGUGCUGCUUCGGCUGGGACCACACCCUGCCCCCAGCCAGGCUGGGUGUGGGAUCCCUGAAAUCAGGGCACUGUGCUGGGCAGGAGGGGAUUGCUUUUUUUGUGCACCUGCCUUCACAGCUGUCCCAAAGUGAUGCCGAGCAGUACCUCAUUUCUCCAAGUGGUCUGUGCAGAUUAGAGACUAAGUAUCAGUUGUUCUUGAGCCUUGAUGACAUUUAUAUGUAAGUGUGUUUAGCUUGACAAAAGUUGUUAGAGUUUACUAAUGCAACAGAGAGAUGCCAGGUGGAGCCAGUCAAGGAGCUGGCUACUUUAACUAGAUUAGCCUGGCAUCUCUGUCAUGAAGUGGUUGUGAGCUCUCAACUCAGAGCUGAUCUCCAGCAUGUCUCUGAUAUACUAACUUCAUUUGUGCUGCAUAGAAACUCUCAUACCUUCUUAAUAGCAGCUUGUUUGACAGUCCUGAAUUAAAUGUUGACCAAUUAUCAAAGUAAUAACUGUUUGUGAAGUUGCCAGUGAUAUAUUUUCUGUAAAAGAAUGAAUUCUUAGAGUGUCAAAACAUUAAUUUCCCAUUUCAGUUCAUCUACAAAUUGUGUAACUACCAGAUUGUUAUGGUAGCAAUAUUAAUAUACAUACCUGUAUAUAGACAAAAAAACUCACUAAUGAUAAUUGGAAUCAAAAAGUUUAAUAUUUUUCCCAGUCAAAUACACUAAUGCUUCCAAGGUGAUAGAAGAGUGUACAGUUGUUAAACAAGUUGUAAAUAAACGCUUAUAUAAAAUGUAAA
Zonotrichia albicollis (white-throated sparrow) is the source of this 13414-nucleotide messenger RNA. RefSeq names its product hook microtubule tethering protein 3 (gene HOOK3). Gene Ontology annotation, cellular component: cytoplasm; centrosome. Gene Ontology annotation, molecular function: microtubule binding; dynein light intermediate chain binding. NCBI's taxonomy places the organism in Eukaryota, Metazoa, Chordata, Aves, Passeriformes, Passerellidae. Gene Ontology annotation, biological process: cytoskeleton-dependent intracellular transport; cytoplasmic microtubule organization. The record is from RefSeq and is a predicted model, not a curated record.